UCCCCCUCCAGGAGGCCGUGCCAUGACGAUGCUGUGCACGGCGGUGGUGAUGCUGGGCAGCCUGGCUCUGACCACGGCCGUGGUGGCCCACGCCUAUUACCUGAAGCACCAGUUCUACCCCACCGUGGUGUACCUCACCAAAUCCAGCCCCAGCAUGGCUGUUUUGUACAUCCAGGCCUUCGUGUUGGUGUUCCUGCUGGGGAAAUUCAUGGGCAAGGUGUUCUUUGGGCAGCUGCGUGCAGCUGAGAUGGAGCACCUGAUGGAGCGCUCCUGGUACGCCGUCACCGAGACCUGCCUGGCCUUCACCGUCUUCCGCGACGACUUCAGCCCCCGCUUCGUGGCCCUCUUCACCCUGCUGCUCUUCCUCAAGUGCUUCCACUGGCUGGCCGACGACCGCGUGGAUUUCAUGGAGAGGAGCCCCAACAUCUCCUGGCUCUUCCAUUUCCGCAUCAUCUCCCUCAUGCUCCUGCUGGCCGUGCUGGAUUUCCUCUUCGUCAGCCACGCGUAUCACAGCAUCCUGAGCCGCGGCGCCUCGGUGCAGCUGGUGUUCGGCUUCGAGUACGCCAUCCUGAUGACCAUGGUGCUCACCAUCUUCAUCAAGUACGUGCUGCACUCCAUCGACCUGCAGAACGAGAACCCGUGGGACAGCAAGGCCGUCUACAUGCUGUACACGGAGCUCUUCACCGGCUUCAUCAAGGUCAUCCUCUACAUGGCCUUCAUGACCAUCAUGAUCAAAGUCCACACCUUUCCCCUCUUCGCCAUCCGCCCCAUGUACCUGGCCAUGAGGCAGUUCAAGAAGGCAGUGACGGAUGCCAUCAUGUCGCGCCGCGCCAUCCGCAAUAUGAACACGCUGUACCCCGAUGCCACCCCGGAGGAGCUGCAGUCCAUGGACAACGUCUGCAUCAUCUGCCGCGAGGAAAUGGUGACGGGGGCGAAGCGUCUGCCCUGCAACCACAUCUUCCACACCAGCUGCCUGCGCUCGUGGUUCCAGAGGCAGCAGACGUGCCCCACGUGUCGCAUGGACGUCCUCCGCGCCUCCCUGCCCCCUCAGCCGCCCCCCGAAGCUGCAGAGCCGAACCCGGCGCCGCCUCAGAGCCCCCCGGGCGCUCAGCCCCAGAACUUCCCGCAGGGGAUGCUCCCCCCGUUCCCCCCGGGGAUGUUCCCGCUGUGGCCGCCCGUGGCUCCGUUCCCUCCCAUCCCCGGUGCUCAGGGACCCCCCAGCCCCGAGAGCCCCGCCUCUGCUCCAGCCACUUCCAGAGCCGGGGAAGGCAGCGCUUCGGGUUCGGAUGGCGCCGCGGCUCCGGGUUUUGCUCUGCCCCCCCCGUGGAUGGGGAUGCCGUGGCCACCCGUUUUUGGGCUGCCCCCCAUGCCGGUUCCCCCCGCUGGCUUUGCGGGGUUGACGGAGGAGGAGCUGCGGGCCAUGGAAGGCCACGAGCGGCAGCACCUGGAGGCUCGGCUGCAGAGCCUGCACAACAUCCACACCCUGCUGGACGCCGCCAUGCUGCAGAUCAACCAGUACCUCACCGUCAUGGCCGCCAUCGGGUGCGGGCGGGGGUCACCGGGGGGGGCUGGGGUCACUGGGGGGGCUGGGGUCAAGU
Messenger RNA from Lagopus leucura (white-tailed ptarmigan), 1598 nucleotides. It is a transcript of the gene SYVN1, whose product is annotated as synoviolin 1. Gene Ontology annotation, cellular component: cytoplasm. The annotation marks the transcript as partial. Lineage: Eukaryota; Metazoa; Chordata; Aves; Galliformes; Phasianidae. The record is from RefSeq and is a predicted model, not a curated record. The transcript is spliced from 13 exons.